Messenger RNA from Patiria miniata (bat star), 5792 nucleotides. RefSeq lists its product as uncharacterized. NCBI's taxonomy places the organism in Eukaryota, Metazoa, Echinodermata, Asteroidea, Valvatida, Asterinidae. The record is from RefSeq and is a predicted model, not a curated record. The coding region runs from base 353 to 3949 and encodes 1198 amino acids. The transcript has 4 exons.
GAAAUACAUUUAUCUCUCUUUCUACCAAGUCUCAAUCCUUAAAUCUGUUUAGUUUUGCAAAUAAAGUAAACAAGUUUUUAUAUAAUCUAAGUAAACUGAGUUUUUUCGUUUUUACGAAGUGGCGGUUCAAAAGAUGUCACUUCGUGAAAACUAAUGUGACAGCGACCUCUCGCGUAAAGGUUUUCACGAAGUGACGUGACAAGCUCGAUCUCAGGUGCGCUUGUGUGGUAUACCAUGCUUCGCUUUCAACAAUGAGUACGAUGUUGUUCUGUUUACGCGACGGACAAAAUGGCAGCCUCCAUAACAGGGUUCCACAGAUUGCCGUGAUUUUUAUCAGUUGUGCAUUGUCAGGAUGAAUAAAAAGGGAACCAAGAAACGUUUGGAUGUGCUUGUGCAAUGGGAUCAUGACUCCACCAAAAAUGUUGUCGACUUAAGUGACUUGUCAUGUGAUGGUCAUCUGGGAGUAUCAUCAAGGGUUGUCAUGAUGUGGGAGGGAACACCUUGGUCUGGAAAAGUUCUAGAUAUUGAUGAAGAUGAACUUUUUGAUGCAGAUGACGACACUCCCUUGGCUUUUUACAAAUCAGGUAAAGUUGGAUGUGCAAGUUCAAAGGCAGCACCUAAUUCACAGAUGGAAAAUGACAUACCAAUUAUCCGUUGUGCUGCAACUACGGCUCAAGUGACACCGGCCAGUGGGACUCCAACGGCAUGUAGUCCACAGAUUGCAUCUACGCCUCAAGGUGCACUUAGUUCUUUGACACCAUGCAGCCUGAAGACGGCAUGCAGUCCUAUGACUGCGCUAAGUUCCCAGACUGCAGCUGUGCCUCAAGUGCCACUGGCCAGUAGCACGCCUACUGCAUGUAGUCCGCAAAAUGCAGCCGUGCCACUGGCCAGUAGCACGCCUACUGCAUGUAGUCCGCAAAAUGCAGCCGUGCCACUGGCCAGUAGCACGCCUACUGCAUGUAGUCCGCAAAAUGCAGCCGUGCCACUGGCCAGUAGCACGCCUACUGCAUGUAGUCCGCAAAAUGCAGCCGUGCCACUGGCCAGUAGCACGCCUACUGCAUGUAGUCCGCAAAAUGCAGCCGUGCCACUGGCCAGUAGCACGCCUACUGCAUGUAGUACGCAAAAUGCAGCCGUGCCACUGGCCAGUAGCACGCCAACUGCAUGUAGUACGCAAAAUGCAGCCGUGCCACUGGCCAGUAGCACGCCUACUGCAUGUAGUACGCAAAAUGCAGCCGUGCCACUGGCCAGUAGCACGCCCACUGCAUGUAGUCCGCAAAAUGCAGCCGUGCCACUGGCCAGUAGCACGCCUACUGCAUGUAGUCUGCAAAAUGCAGCCGUGCCACUGGCCAGUAGCACGCCUACUGCAUGUAGUCCGCAAAAUGCAGCCGUGCCACUGGCCAGUAGCACGCCUACUGCAUUUAGUCCGCAAAAUGCAGCCGUGCCACUGGCCAGUAGCACGCCUACUGCAUGUAGUCCGCAAAAUGCAGCCGUGCCACUGGCCAGUAGCACGCCUACUGCAUGUAGUCCGCAAAAUGCAGCGGUGCCUCCAGUGACAUUUAGUUCUUCAACACCAUGCAGCCUGAAGUCAGCAUGCAGUCCUAGGUCUGUACUAAGUUCCCAGAUUGCAUCACUUCCUCACACUAGUUCAGGGUUACUAAUGUGUCCACCUUUGCGCUCCCACUCAGUUUCUCGUCUCCGGCCAGAAGCUUCAUUCACUGCACCAAUGCUUAGUCAACAGCCAAUGUCUUGCGACAAUUUCUUUUGUGAAAAGGAAGUCUUUUCGACAUGCAAUACAUGUCUGUGUUUGCUAUGCUAUGAUCAUUUUUUGCUGAGUGAUGUCUGUAGUUCGCACAAUGUUUUCUUUAAUGCUGUACAGGUUGAUGCCGAUUUGUCUAACCUUGAUUUAGCAAGUCUACCCAUAGGUAGUUCUAGAAACAUUGAAGUUAACAAUGCCAGCAUGCCAGAAUCUAGCCAGGUAAGUUGUUCAAGUGGGAAUAUGUUUCCCGAAGAAGAAAGUGCUAACACAGACAACGUAAGUAAUGUUACAGAUAUACAUUUGCCAACAAGAUCUGUAAGUGCAUUUCCUGAUCAUGGUACACAGAAGUUAUCAGAUUGUGCCCCAGUUGGUAAUACAGGUAAGUCAAAUGAAGGACAAUCUCAAACACCAUCUACCAGUGUCAACUUGAAUGAAGGAAACUUAUUUCCCAGUGACUUUCCAGUUGAUGGCGAGGCAAUGCCAUUCUCUUCCAAAACAACAAAACCUAUCAAAAGCAAAAACUUUCUGGUGAAAUAUAAAAGGAAUCGUGGUGAAAGUUACCGUUCAGAAAAAAGUGAUUGUGAAGUGUCUGCAAGGAGGGAAAGUAAUAUUGCCAGCACUUGUGAAUUUUGUCCAAUUCGAAAAUUGGAUUGCCAUAAGAUUUCAGAUGAAGACUGCAAACAUAUUCGAAACACUUACUUUGAUCUUGGUAGCCUGCAGGCGCAAAGAGAAUGGCUUAGUCGCCAUAUAGAGGCCAAGGAGGGAGUAACAAAAUGCUCUUACUUUCUGCCCUAUUCUGAUCGAAAUGUUGGGAAAAGGAUGGUGUGCAAAUCUAAGUUUUUAACUACUUUGGGUAUAUCUGAACGCCAGGUUCGCACUGUGAUUCAAAAACGAAAGUCAUGUGGAGUACUUGAAGGUGAAAAAAGAGGUAAGAGGCAACGAAAAGAACACGAUCAAGCUAUCACAGAUGAGGUAACUCAACAUAUUAAUCUUUUCCCACGUAUGGAGUCCCACUACUGCAGAUCAAACAGCAAGUGCCAUUACCUUUCUUCAGAUCUGAAUAUACCAACCAUGUACAGAAUGUACCGAGAAACUCAUCCAGAAGGUGCUUCCCUCUCCUUCUAUAAGACUGUUUUCAAGUCUCUAAACUUGAAAUUCCAUCAUCCGAAAAAAGACCUCUGUGGUCUUUGUGACUCCUAUCGGCAUGGUGAUCCUCAACAGAAAGGCAAGCUUGAGGAAGCUUAUACAAGGCACACAAAGGAAAAAGAAAAGGUGCGAGAGCUGAAGACAAAGGCUAAAGAAAGAGCAUCAAAAUCAAAAGACUACUGUGCUGCCGUUUUCGACUUGCAGCAGGUCAUUUAUGUACCUCAAUCUUGUAGAUCAGAGCUAUUCUACAAGAGGCGUUUGGCAUGUUAUAACUUUACGGUGUACGAUCUAGCAAGUAGAGAUGGGUAUUGUUUUUUGGCUCAUGAAGGCCAAACAAGAAGAGGAUCUUGUGAAAUUGCCUCCCAUUUGAAUGCAUUCUUGCAGAAAAUGGACAAUCUUGGUUUCAAAGAAAUGGGUUUGUUUUCAGACGGAUGCUGUGGUCAAAACAAAAACUCAAUAAUUCCUACAAUGAUGCUUGAGUUUGUUCAGCAGUCUAAGUCACUCAGAUCAAUAACACUACAUUUCUUCGAGACAGGUCAUGGCCAGAGUGAGGGAGAUUCCAUGCACAGUGUCAUUGAGAAGGCUCUUAAGCAGACUGGGGAUAUUGGUGUACCUGCUCAACUUGUUCCUAUUUGCCAAAUGGCCAGAAAGAAUCCCACACCAUAUAAAGUCAUACAGGUCCAAGCCAAAGACAUAACUGACUGGAAGACAUUCAGUCAGAGGAAAGGUGUGUUGAAGGUACGUACAUCGGAAGAAGGAAUCAAAGUUGAGUGGCCAAAGUUCAUGCAGCUUAAUGUUGAAAAAGCUGAUCCUGAUAUCAUCAGAUUUAAAUUUUCCCAUGCAGACCACCAGUUUGCUACUCUGAACAUAAGCAAUGCACGCAGAAGUGUGGAAGAUGAAACAAUCACCCCGCAGCUUCUCUAUUCAUCUGGGCCGCCAAAAAUAUCACAAGGCAAGUAUGACGAUCUCAAGAGUCUCUGCACAGGUAACACGCCAGUAAUUUCUCAUGCAGAUAACGUUGCAUUUUAUCUCCAGCUUCACCACUGAAAGCUCUUUCAUUUCCUAUGAUGCUCAUUCAGCAUCAAUUAUUUUCUGCAUUCUAAUGGAAAGUGUUCAUGCUUGUCUGAAAGACAAGGUAACCUCAUCUUUAUAACUCAGCUGCCAAUAAAAGGUGUUUUUUUUCUUGCUCAGAAGGCCAGUCAUAACGAAACAAUGUUUUUGCUGUUCAACAGGUAAGUCUGUCUGAAGAAAACAUUUAAGAAACAGUUAGCCGCUGUAUUACACACACAUAGCAACUUUGUGCUUAAUUUUAAUCAGAGAAGUUCUGCAGGAAGUAUAUAAGCUGUUCGAUGGAUAUUUGAAUAUUUUGGCUGUUCACCAGGUAAGUCUGAAGAAAAAAUUGAAAGAAUAUUCUAAAUUUUACACAAUGAAACAUAAGAAAUUGUUACUAUCAUGUUGCAAGAUGUUGGCUGUUGGUUAGCGUUUUAAAAAUUGUAGAUCUUUAUGAAAAUGAUUUAUUGUUGGCAUUAUUUUAGCAAACCGGGUGUAUGUGAAGCAGGAUUUUCCGGAAAUAUUAGCUACUUUAUUGUUCGCAGAUUCAACCAUUGUUGAGAUGACAUGAGAUGGAUGAGAGUACUUUAUUCAUUUGCGUAAUCAUUUCGAAUGGGUUGUGACAACUGAUCACAUGGCAACUAUUUAGUUAUUUGGAAACAAGGUUGUUAAUGUUGACAUUAUACCUUAGCCUAAGCAGUUUGUACUCAUUUAAUGAUUUUACGAUUUGUACAGAUUACAGAAAAUAAUUUAUCAAAGUGGUUAACAGGGGAAAACAAGAAUCAAAUGUGCAUAUACCAUGAUUGCGUCAACUGAACCAGUGUCAUAUGGCUUUUAAAAUGUAUAUAAAAUAACUCGUAUUUUCAAGAUACAUUACUCAUCUAAUUUUGUUUCACCUUUAACCAUCCUAAAUACCAGGUCUUCAAAUUGAAUUCAUUUGCAUUUCUGAUUAUAAUGUCAACCCACCAAUGUGAUCUGCUAAAGUACAAGUAAAACCUGCAAUAACAUGAAAUAAUGUUUUUUUUAACAAACAUUCACUUAAAAAGGUGAAGCAAAACAAGUACAAUUUUAUUUUUGUCGAAAAUGGCUUUGUCAAGAAAAUGUUUACUCAAUAGGGUAGGUUUAUCAAUUAAACAUCUGAAGACCUCGUCGUACAUAAUAAUUUAUUUGAUACUUUUAUUUAACAACUCAAAUGAAUUUAUAUUUAAAGGCAGGAUAUACUUUUGGUAAUUGUCAAAGACCAUUUUCUCCCUUGGUGUAUCCUUCAUGCCUGAAGCCUUUCUCAGAUUCAAACUUUGGGGUGAAAAAUUACCUCUUUCUCUAAAACUACAUUACUUCAAAGGGGGCCUUUUCUUACAAUGUUUUUUAAUAUCAACAGCUCUCCAGUGCUCUUUACCAAGUAAGUUGCCAUGAUCAUUAACUUGUGGAGUAGUUACCAAACGUACACCCUGCCUUUAAAAGAAAUUGUAACUGAAUGAAUUUUGUUUUUACACUGCUUAUGAAAUCUAGAUUUUAAAUAAUUUUUAUUAUUAAAAUCUGCUGAUAAAAAACACUGAUAAUCUUCAAAAUAUUUUGCAUUACAUCAUAUCACUGCAAUGUCUCACUAAUGAAUUGUUUAAAAAAAAAAAAACUUAAACCAUUUUGGAGCUUGUGAUUUACAUGAAUUUGUUGUUAUUGAAAUUUAGAAAACGAAAUUGUUAACAAAUUCAUUAAAAAAAGAGAGGUGAAAAUACUUGCUUCGACUCUUCUUUGUUUUACACCCCCACCCCAUGGUUGUUUCUGUGUAUUGUGUUUAUGAAGUGUAGUCGUUUUUUUAAUGAUACCCCGGCAGUUCACAUGA